AUGAGACCGCCUCAGGUCUUGGACCCGUACCCACGGCACCCACGAGAGGACUUGCAGCGCUUCAUCAACGAGCUCAAUGUGAAAUACAGCCUUGGCAUCCCGCUUCCAGAUCCUGGUCUUAGUCCUUCCAAGAGGAAGGAGCAGGGAAACUCCGCCACCAAGCUGUACGAUCGUCUCCAAGUGCAUUUCUACCAGGGAGGAGUGGAAACUCUCCACCAGUUGACGGAGCAGUUCGACAUAGAGGCUAGGCAAUUCUGGUCUAGCUGGGUCAAGAAGCCAGGAGGCGACCAAGAUACACUUCCCACGCCUCGCACCACCCCUUUAGCAACCAACCAGGUCCAACGAGAAUCCUUGCACACGAUUUUCCACGAAAUCCUGGAUCGCUGCCAACCAAAGAGAGUGCUCAGUCGAACUCGAAGCGGCCCAGCUUCAAUUUCGAUGGAGAAGUCCACUUCUGCCCAGCCUAAGAGGGCUCCGGAGGCGGAGGCUGACAUGGAUACGGCGCCGAUGAAGCGUUCGAGGCUGGCAGGGCAAGCUGCGAGUGCAGCUCAAGAUUCCAGUACGUCGGCCCUGCCGAAACCAGAAUGCCUUUUUGCUGCAUCGAGAACAAUCUCCAAGGCAUGCGGCCAAAGCUCAACUAGGACAGAAGACCCUCUUCGAGAGUCAAUCGAAUCCGUGUUCUCCAAUACCAAGGCUGAAUGUAGCACACAAGAAACAGUUGAAGCAAGCCCUCAGGAACAGAGAAGAGCUCCGUUGAGCUCGCAAGACCAUUACAAGCCCACCUCAACUUUGGAGGAUGCCUUGUAUAAAUCUUUUGACGAAUAUGAGGCCUCGUUCGAUUCUCCUUGGAAGGAUACAAGACCUAAGAAUGCCCCUCAUCCCCUAACACAGAAUUCAAACUACUCGGGUCCCACUUCGUCAGCAUUGGAUGAGGCUUUUCGCUUACACUCAGAGAACGAACAGCAGCCUCAAGGCGAGCAAACAAUAGCCGAGACUCUGGCAGUCCCUCAGUCUCGCUCCUGUCUAGGGCAAGACAUAUGGCCGGCACUGCCGGACUGGCUCAGGCCGGCGCCGUUUCAUAUAGCGUGGGAGGUUAUCCGGAUCGGAACCCACAUGGGAGUUGACUUGAGUGCAUUGUCACUUACUUACAGCUCGCAAUGGACAGACCAGAAAGUGCUCCGUGAUGCCCUAGGCGGGGCUUUUCCAGGAAAAUCAUUACCAACAGCCUCGGAUCCUGGCGCUUGGGCUGUAGCAUCAGGUUGUGCAUCAGACGAGAAUCAACAUGUUGUAUUUUCGGCAUCACUCGAAUUUGCCAGCACGAGAUCCGGUUCUACACUGCGUUUGAGAUUACAACCUCUCAAGCUUGACCGACCCCAUCGCCUAGGCCGCAAAUAUGGCGCGGACCGUUUCCUGGAGCUGCUCGUCCCUUCUCCUGAUUCCUCCAAUCUACCCUUAUCCGUGAAAGACGAGCCAUUUGACGAAGAACUUCUCAAUUGGCUGACACAGAAGCCACAUGCGUUUUGUGGCCGCCUUUACAGACCCUUCUACCUGAAAAGCGGUGGGCAGCGCAAGCCACCCAAACGUCUACAAUUCGGGCCAGAGCCAAAGCCAGUCUAUACUGAUCGUAUCUUCCUGUUCGCCGAAGAUGGGGCUGACCUGUCCAGGAAUAAGCAGCCGCCCACACCUCUUGAAUCGAUGGUCAGCUGGGGUCUGGACCUUAGAAGGGGCAUGAACAAUUCUCAGCCCGUCCUGAAGCUCUUUCAACGACUAGCACUCGUCCUCAGCAGGACCAUCCCCACCGUCGUUUUUGAACCCGGCCAAAUCAGGCAUCGGACUCGAGACCUGCGAUCACCUGAUGGAAAGAAGGUGAUGAACGACGGCGUGGCUAGAAUGAGCAAAAAGGUUGCUAAAAUGAUCCAAACCGCUCUUGGGCUGUCAUCACCCCCUUGCGCUGUCCAAGGCAGACUUGGCUCCGCUAAAGGGAUGUGGAUCGUUGAUGUUACAGACACAACCGACGAUAUUUGGAUCGAAACAUACCCCUCCCAGCGCAAGUGGGUUCUCGAGGCUACGGAUGCAGAACAUCGCACGCUAGAAAUUCGCAGCUGCCCCCCAGAAAAGCUGCGGUCCGCCAGCUUAAACCUCCAGUUUCUGCCCGUCCUAGAAGACAGGGCUCGUGACAAGCAAGCAAUGCGCACGACUAUAGGAAAGCUGUUAGAAAAGAACCUGCUACUAGAGUUCGCCGAUCAAAGGAAAUCUCUCGAGAACCCGAUACAAUUCCAGAAGUGGAUCUCUGCGAACUCGGCUUACAGUUAUGACCAGCUCACUCGUGGCCAUGUACUCUUCCAGGGUGGUCUCCCACAGCAGGAUGAGAAAACCAUGACUUACAUGCUCAAUGCGGGUUUCGACCCGCGGCGGAACAAAUUUCUAAGUGAUAUGGCUUACAAUAACCAGCUUGCAAGGUACGAGAAACUCGGCAAGAAGCUCAACAUCAAGGUCGGAUGCUCAGCCUACUUCUACAUGGUAGUCGACUUUGAGCAAAAACUCGAGGAAGGCGAAGUCCACAUCGGAUUUUCCGAGCGUUUCAGGGCGGACUUCGACGAAUGGGAAGGGACAAUGGUUCACGGCAUGGAUGUCCUCGUUGCUCGUUCGCCAGCGCACUUCAUUUCUGACAUUCAACGGGUUAGGGCCGUCUUCAAACCGGAGUUGGCACCAUUGGGAAACGUCAUUGUGUUCUCAGUAAAAGGCACCACGCCUCUUGCUGAAAAACUCAGUGGAGGCGAUUACGAUGGCGACCAGUGUCUCUGUAUCUGGGAUCAGAGUAUUGUCGGGAAUUUUGAAAAUGCUAUUGACCAGGAACAACCCGAUCUUUCUGAAUACUAUCGGCAAGAUAGAAUCGAGCUGCGACAGCUCUUGUCAUCCCACAAUGGAGACUUUGGUCCGGCUAUCGGUGAGAUGAUAGAGAAAUGCUUCGCAUUCAACCUCGCCAAAGACAUGUUAGGACAAGUUACCAACUACAAAGAGCGUCUAUGUUAUGCUCGAGGAAAUGUCCGAGACGACGUGGCUAGGACACUCAGCGCGCUCCUGAGCGAUCUUGUAGACGCGGCCAAGCAGGGAAUUGAGUUUGAUUUCAAAUCCUUCAAGACCUUCAAGCAAGCUCUCAAAUUACCUGACCACCUUGAAGAACCCCUGUACAAGAAGGAGAAGGGGCCUCUUCUUCCUCAGCAGCAGUAUGGGCAUAUCCUGGACUACCUCAGGUUCUGGGUUGCGAAACGAACCAUCGAUGAAGAGAUGGGCAGCGUUGGCCAAGCGCUGGAAACCGCCAAUGCUGUUUAUUGGGAUAAAGACCUCACAGCAAGGCAUUAUGAUGAGUGGGAGCACGAUAGCACGAACAGCGAACCGGGAAAGACCAUCCUUCGCUGUCUGAAGCAAGAUAUCGAGAAGGUCCUCGAUGAGUGGAACCACCUGCUACGCGACAGUGCUGUAAGCUUCUCAGAGAGGGCGCAGCGGACACACAGUUCUUGGUUGGCCAUUCAGCCCAGCAAAGACGUCCCCGAAGCGGUUCUGGAGCGCCUCCACCGUGGUUACAAGCACACUUCGGAGUGGGCCUUGCUAAAAGCUAGCACCACCUUCAAGCAGUACUACUACACAAAGCCACGGUUCGCUUGGCAAAUGGCGGGUUGGCACCUGUGUUACAUCAAAUGGCAGGCCGUGUCGGAAACGCAGGCUGACGUGGGCAGGAUGCCCGCUGUUUUCACAUCGACGAUGCAUGCAAUUACCAAAAUUGACAAGCGCGCUAUCGAUCGCGUGGUUGAAUACCAUACCAGCCGUGACACGGAUGGUAGUGGUGACGGGGAUGACGAUGAAGACGGCGAGGAUGAUGCGUGA
Diaporthe amygdali is the source of this 3885-nucleotide messenger RNA. RefSeq lists its product as uncharacterized. Lineage: Eukaryota; Fungi; Ascomycota; Sordariomycetes; Diaporthales; Diaporthaceae. Gene Ontology annotation, cellular component: nuclear RNA-directed RNA polymerase complex. Gene Ontology annotation, molecular function: RNA-directed RNA polymerase activity. Gene Ontology annotation, biological process: siRNA processing. The transcript has 3 exons. The coding region runs from base 1 to 3885 and encodes 1294 amino acids. The record is from RefSeq and is a predicted model, not a curated record.